GCUCUUCUUUUCUUCCCCCUGCACCGAGCAAGGAAGCCCAGCCACCGACGCACCUCCCUUUUGAAAAACCGGUAAGGAAACUUGAUUUUUUCUUGCUUUUCUUGUUCAAGAACCAGAUUUGGAGCUUAGAAACCUCCCCCCCUGUAGAGAAAUUCCAGAUCUGCUCGGUUUCUCCCCCUCCCCUGUCCGUGAGCUGCAGCUUGUGAUGCGAUUUUUGGGCUUUUUCCGGUGCUGUUAUGGCUUAGAGCACUGGGAUUGAGUCUUCGGUAUUACGGAUUUAAAGAAGCGGAGUCAAGGAUGGGGAAAAACGAGGGGAGUGACGAGUUAGAAGGCUAGCCAUUUUGUAAAUUGAACAUGGAUUUUAGAUAUAUAUCAUGAUCUUGUAAGUAAGAUUUUAAUUGGAGAUUUUAUAAAUUCAUUUAAUGGAUUGUUAGUUUACAAGAGAUUUGACCUUGAGAUUUUGAGCUUAAGUCCAUAGCUGGUUGAGAAAUUUGCUGUGUUUGUCACAUGACCAGUGGAAGAUGGGCAACCCUCUACUUUGAUGACUUGAUUGUAAAUCUGCUUAGCCUCCAUGGGCUACGAGGUGAAGGAGUAGUCUUUGAAGUACUUGAUGCCCUAGAGUUUUGUUCCAAGAGAAAUGGUUCUUUUAUCUGGCUGCUUUGAUUUUUGUUUGCCCUUUUAAUUAGAAGAAUGUAAUCUCCUAAGUGUCCUAAUCCCCACAAUUGAUUAUUCUGUUAAUUAAUUCGUGUUACUUGGGGUGCUAGAUCUUGACAUCCUGAUUAUAUCUGCUCUUGAAUCUGUGUUCUGGUUGUCAUUAUUAAAAUCUCUUUUGUGGGCCUAAUCCUUGAAUUCUAUUGCUUGUUUCAUGGUUAACUCUUGUCUCUCAAUUUUGACUGCUUGGUUAAAUUUGAUCUUGAUUCUUGAUGAAUGCCGUUUUGUUGCUGAAUUUUUUGAGGCAUUCUACCUUGCACUCUUAUAUUCCAGUAUUCUUCCAAGCAGUCAUAUUUUCCACUGAUUUCAUUCUGGUACUAUUCUGGAAAUUUCACAUGUCAUUUGAUGGGUCUAGCUUUUAACUCUUGUUAAUUGCUAAAAUUUGUCUCUUGAUUCCAGUUGUUUGUUAAACAUGAUCUUACUUAUUGGUUAACCUUGUUUUGUGGCAGAAUGUAUAAGGCAUCCAUGCACUUGUUCAUUCAUUCAUGAUCCAUAUAUCCAUUGGAUGCCUAUCCGUCUUUGAUAAAGUUCAAAAUUUUGU
Messenger RNA from Rubroshorea leprosula, 1252 nucleotides. The record is from the annotation of a GenBank genome assembly. NCBI's taxonomy places the organism in Eukaryota, Viridiplantae, Streptophyta, Magnoliopsida, Malvales, Dipterocarpaceae.